Molecule: messenger RNA, 3311 nt
Organism: Manis javanica (Malayan pangolin)
Lineage: Eukaryota; Metazoa; Chordata; Mammalia; Pholidota; Manidae
Gene: GREM2
Product: gremlin 2, DAN family BMP antagonist
Biological process (GO): animal organ morphogenesis
Molecular function (GO): BMP binding; receptor ligand activity
Source: RefSeq, a predicted model, not a curated record
AAACCGAGAGGGGGGUGACGGUGUGAUUGGUGUGGUGUUCCGAGCCAAUAGCAGUCCAGGCUGGGACAGUGUCCCGCGCAGCGCGCCCAGGAGCCCGCGCGGAGCCUGCCUGCUCUCGGUCUGCAGGCGCUCCGCCCGCCCGGGCAGCCCUCGCUUCUGCACGCCGGCCGCGCUGCUCUGUGCUCCAGCCGGCGUUCCCGCUGCUCUCCUGCCAGGACUGCCCUGCGCUCCGAUCUCUGCGCGCUCCCGUCCGCGCUGCGCUCUGGCCCUGAUCCCUCUGCGCACCCGCUGCGCUUCGCUCUACGCCCCCUCUGCGCUUCGGCCCGCUGCGCACCGGCUGCGCUCCCCUUGCGCUCCGCCGAUGCGCGCCCGCCUGAGCGGCUGCGGCAGGCCCAACAUCAGCCCCGCUGUGCGCUCUGCAACCCAGAGCAAGCCGAAGGACAGCGACACGAACCGAAGGGACCGGAGGAGGCGGCUUCCACUACGUCAUUGCAGGAUGCUCCGGAGGCUGUCGCUGUCCGUACUCCUGGUGGCCGUGCUGGUGGAGGCAGCCGGAGCCAGGAAGGCCCGGCCCGCGGGCGCCAUCCCCUCGCCCUACAAGGACGGCGGCAGCAACGCCUCAGAGCGAUGGCACCACCAGGUCAAGGAGGUGCUGGCCUCCAGCCACGAGGCGCUAGUGGUCACCGAGCGCAAGUACCUCAAGAGUGACUGGUGCAAGACGCAGCCGCUGCGGCAGACGGUGGGCGAGGAGGGCUGCCGCAGCCGCACGGUGCUCAACCGCUUCUGCUACGGCCAGUGCAACUCCUUCUACAUCCCGCGGCACGCGCGCGCCGAGGAGGGCUCCUUCCAGUCGUGCGCCUUCUGCAAGCCGCAGCGCGCCACCUCCGUGCUCGUGGAGCUCGAGUGCCCCGGGCUGGACCCGCCCUUCCGGCUCAAGAAGAUCCAGAAGGUGAAGCAGUGCCGCUGCAUGUCCGUGAACCUGGGCGACGCAGGCAAGCCGUGAGCGCGCGCGUGCGUCCCGGUCCGCGUCCCGCCCCGCGCCCGCACGCCGUCCCGCCGCGGCCCGCACGCUCCCGGGCGCGGCAGCAGUCCCCGCGCGACCCCGGGCCUCCCCCGCCUCCGGCCCGCGCUACGCUGUGCCCCGAAGGAAGGUGCUGGAAAGCCCCACCCGCCGGCCCGCAGUCGGGGAGCGCUUCCCAGGUGCCCUGUCAGUCGGCGCCAAGGUUUCCACCGUGUGGAGGAGCGAGCCUUUUCCCCACACUCCAGCUCGCCCGUCCCCGGGAAGCGGGGGAUCUGUGGCCCCUCCGAGCGGCCCUCACACACCUGCCGUCGGGGCUCUGGCCGGGGCGUUCACUCUGCGCCGCCGCCAGGCCAAUUUGGACCACUUCUGAAAGGAUGUCCGUGCUUGGGGAGGGUCUCCGAAGCCACCUGACACCGAGAAGACGGCAUGAGCCACAAGGAUCACAAGGGGGCUUCCCUGGGGACCUUGCUCGCAGCUGGCCACACUCCCCCAACCCCAGCCACCACAGCCUCCUCAUCCUCACCCCCUACCCCCAUCUGUGGACUAGAGAUGAACUCGGGUGUGCAUGCUAUUAUCGCUGCAAUAGAAUAUUGCUACACACAAAGGUCUCCAUAUUAACGCUGGUUUUGUAAUUGACCUAUAAUGUCAAGAGCUGUUAAAAAAAGUAUUAUAGACCUAUAUGUAUUGUUUCACGUGUUUCGACUCUGCCUUUGCAACAUCCUUCUGAGUGGGCACCAGAGCAGGUGAUGACCUGCCUGGAAGGUGGUGGACUCAGAAGUAAUGCCUGGUCAGCAGUUCACCCUCAAGCACCUAUUAGAUUGGGCAGGGAGGUGGGAGCAGUUGCAAUUUUACAUUGAACACUGUCUCACUGAAGGUACUAAAGCAUUGCAGCUUAAGGUAGAAUUGGGUCUGGAUGGAUGGAUGAUGGAGGGGGACUCUCUGGGAAGUUGUUAACACGGAGCUCCAAAGCCCCUAUAAUAUUUAUUAUGCAGACAUAGAGUGACAAGGUAUGCUAUUUCACUGCCAUGACAUUAAGCAAAAAAUACUUCCUGUUAAAGGAGUUAAAUAUUUAAAAUUGUAAGGAGUUGGGUCACUUUGUGGCUUAGGAGGAAGUAAAGAAUAAAAUAUAUAAAGCAGAAAUAAAAUUGAACUGUCCUACAGAAAGAAGCUGGCUUCCUUUCCAAAGAAUGUGCUUUAAGAAGGAUGCACAAACAUUAGCUCAACUUUCAUUUUCAUAUCAACUGUUGAGGUUUUCAUGUUGCGGUCUCUUAAGAUAAGAAAGUUGACAUAACUCAUUUUCCAGGGACAUGAUACUUCAAGUCCCUUUGCUAAACUGCCCCACCAAAGGCUUCCCUGUGAGUAAUGUUUAUGGAAUCUGAUAAAUGUGAAUGAGAUGUCAUUGGUGGGAAUCAGCAUACUUUGAAAACCUUUUACUGGUAAUCCCCAACACUCAGUUGCAAACGCUGCUGCCAGGGGACUCAGAAAGACCCCGUGUCAGGGUUUGUGAGGUCCCCUACAAGCUGCUAUGGGAACUGAGACUAACGGGCCUUACCAGUGCCUGGGAUGGAGAGACAUUUCACCUGGAAUGUAAGGAUGCAGGUGGGGGUGCAAGUGGGUGACUCCCUCUCCUGCCUCACCUCGCAGGCUUCAUUUCUGUCACUUCCAGUAACACCGUGAAACCCGAGCAGAAUGUGCUGUUCGGAAGGAGGUCUUAGCUUCAGAAAUGGAACACAACGCCCUAACUCAGGAGGCAGAACUCAACAGAAAUCCUCGAGGGCUGGGACCUUGGGAUGGAGAGAGAGUGGGGAGGGUGUCCAAGUUCAGAACUGAUUUUUGCCUUGUGCAAAGCCUGAGUCAGACUCAGUGUCAGCACAUGCAGUGGAGAAGCUGUGGAGGCAAGCAAGCCACAGGACUGUAAAGACGGCCAGUGCAGUAGGAGGGGGCAGGGAGGUCUCCCUGAUUGCAAAGCCAGCCCCUGUCAUUCUAUUAACACAGAACCCUGGCAGAGAGGGGAAGGAUUAAGCUAUGAACUAACUCACAGCCUACAAACACGAGCAUGUUCUCUUUGAACCCAACUGUGGGUGUAACGAUGGAAGCAAUAUGAUAUGCUGCAGUGUGAAACUCCUUCUGGGGGUUCUUGUUUGUACAAAGUUUACCUUAUAAUGGCUCAAAUUGUAUUUAAUUGUUUUUUUUUUGUCUGUUUAUAAAUGAAGAAAAGCUCUAAGUAUAAUGUAAUUAUUUUAUAGGUGUACUAUUAAAUUAUAGAAUAAAUAAAGAUACUCUAGGAUUA